Eriocheir sinensis (Chinese mitten crab) is the source of this 1728-nucleotide messenger RNA. Its product is annotated as putative nuclease HARBI1. The transcript has 2 exons. The coding region runs from base 341 to 1546 and encodes 401 amino acids. The record is from RefSeq and is a predicted model, not a curated record. Lineage: Eukaryota; Metazoa; Arthropoda; Malacostraca; Decapoda; Varunidae.
CGUGUCCACACUAUCGAGCAUGCUCAACGGGCAAACAGUGAUACCAGAUCACAAUAGGUAGUGAGAAUGAGGGUUGAUGACGUCAGAAGCAGGAAAACCACAGGCAGGGAUCUGGCAACAAACAGUGCUACCAGAUGUAGUUUAGCCCACAAUAUCUACUCCUUCACCGGGCAAAGACUGGCGGGCAAAGUUGUAAACUGAUGAGUGGUGUCAAAUACAGGUUCAUGGUUCAGUUUCACUCUGACCCUGCUGAAGAGUGGGGUGCGGGACCUGUCUCGCUUUGCCGAACACCGUCGAGAGGAAGAAAAUAGCCUUGUGUGGGAUAAUUCUUGGCGUGUGUAUGAAAAAGCAAAAACAAGCCAGAGCUCAGAGGCGUGUGUGGUGCAAGGACUGGUUGAGGAGAAGAGGAGAGUUGGGAAGUCAUGCAACUAUAUAUCGCGAACUCCACGACAAUCCUGAAGAUGGUUUUAUCCAGUAUAUAAGUAUGGAUGUAAAUAGUUUCCACACACUCCUUGCAAAAGUGGAACCAUACAUAACAAAACAAGAUACCCACUUCAGGCAGAGCAUAUGUGCAGAGGCUCGUCUGGAAGCAACCCUCAGGUUCUUAGCAUCUGGAUGUUCAUACACAGCGCUGCAGUACUCCACCAGGAUAUCCAAGCAGAGUUUGUCUCUCAUCAUACCGGAAACAUGCCAAGCAAUAUACACAGCUCUCAGAGAUGAUUACUUGAAGACACCUGCAACGCCAGAGGAGUGGAUGAAUGUGGCACAUGGCUUUCAGAGAAGAUGGAAUUUCCCAAACUGUUUGGGAGCUAUUGACGGGAAGCAUGUGUCGAUAAGACCUCCACGUGAUAGCGGUUCAUAUUUUUACAACUACAAAGGCAACCACAGCAUUGUACUUCUUGCCAUAUGUGACGCAAAUUGUGAAUUUAUAUAUGUGGACAUAGGCACAAAUGGUAGAGUAUCAGAUGGUGGUGUGUGGGACAAGUGUUCUUUCAGUAGUCUCAUUACAAAUAAUACUGCUGGUUUGCCAGAAGAUGCAAUGGUUAGAAGUAGUAGUCUGCCAUUUCCAUAUGUUUUUGUGGCAGAUGAUGCAUUUCCAUUGCACCGACACAUUAUGAAAUGUUUUCCACAUAGGAGUCAGGAUACAAGAGAGCGCAUUUUCUCAUACCGGCUCUCCAGGGCAAGGCGAACCGUGGAAAAUGCAUUUGGUAUUUUGGCCAAUAGAUUUCGUGUGUUUCUCUCACCAAUUGAUCUACCUCCAUCAAAGAUUGAAUUUAUUGUUUUAGCAUGCACCUCUUUGCAUAACUUUCUGAUAAGAGACCAUGUGAGACACUACACGCCUGAAGGAUCUUUAGAUGUUGAAGAUCUGUCAGUAGGACAAAUUAUUCCUGGAACAUGGCGACAAACUUCUGAGUUACCAGGAACACAGAGAGUAAUCUGUAAUGACAUGGCUGAUGCUAAGAGUGUGCGUGAACAGUUUAUGGAGUACUUUAAUGGUGGAGGGGCAGUGUCAUGGCAAAACUUGUACAUAGGUGAAGAGGGUUAAUUGUGCUAAAUGUCUAUAUACCUAGGUAUAUAUCAUGUUGAGUAUUGUCUCUGAAUGUAAUACUUAUUGAACUUUGUAUUCAUGUACAUAUGUGCACAUUUGAAACAAAAGACUUUGCUUUCUUUAUGUAAAAACAGCAAAAUUAUCAAGUAUAAUUAUUAUUGUUAUUUCUCAUAAUGAAA